Penicillium pulvis is the source of this 2385-nucleotide messenger RNA. RefSeq lists its product as uncharacterized. The transcript is spliced from 20 exons. NCBI's taxonomy places the organism in Eukaryota, Fungi, Ascomycota, Eurotiomycetes, Eurotiales, Aspergillaceae. Gene Ontology annotation, molecular function: oligopeptide transmembrane transporter activity. The record is from RefSeq and is a predicted model, not a curated record. Gene Ontology annotation, biological process: transmembrane transport. Bases 1 to 2385 code for a protein of 794 amino acids.
AUGGUUUCCAACCCAUUUGUUGACAGUGUUGAGCUGUCAAAACAGUCGGAAGUCAUCACCGAAGUCACCAAGGAUGUGGGCAGUACAGUCCAAGAGCUGAAGGGGGUGGAAAGGUCCCAUCAAUGGGAUCCAAACCUGCCUCAGGAGAAGAUUGAUGCCAUCAACGAGGCCGGCAGUGUAGAAGAUCAAGAGAGAGCUGCUGAUUUCGAGAAGUCAGCUGCUCAAGACUCCCAGUACGAAUCUGUGCGUGCUGCUGUGCGAAAUACAGAUGACGGAGAGAUGGCGAAUACGGUGCGCGCGUGGAUUUUGGGUAUGCUAUUUACAACGAUUGGGAGUGGACUCAAUAUGUUCUUGAGCAUGAGGAGCCCUGCAAUCUCGUUCCCUGCCAUUGUUGUACAAUUGCUUGUGUAUCCAAUUGGUUGUCUAUGGGCCAGAGUGAUUCCAACCAGAAAGUUCAACACUUUUGGUGUUGAAUGGACCUUUAACCCGGGACCCUUUACCAUCAAAGAACAUACAGUUAUUACGCUCAUGGCAAAUGUGUCAAUCGGCUAUGCGUACUGCACCGAUGCACUAUUGGCUCUGAAAGCACCAUCGUUGUACAAUUUGGACAUUGGCUGGGGCUUUGAGCUUCUAUUUGCGUUGAGCAGUCAAAUCGUUGGCAUUUCUCUCGCAGGAAUCUUCCGUCGUUUCCUUGUGUGGCCCGCUGCUAUGAUUUGGCCUACCCAAUUUGCCAAUACAACCUUGUUCUAUGCAUUGCAUGAUAAGAGUCCCUCUGAUCCCUCGCAGACCAAUGGAUGGUCUAUUUCACGAUACCGCUAUUUCAUGUAUGUCAUGAUUGGCGCGUUCUGCUGGUAUUGGUUUCCUGGAGUCAUCUGGCAAGGACUUUCUAUUUUCGCUUUCGUGACUUGGAUCAAACCCAACAACGUCGUGGUGAAUCAAUUAUUCGGUGGCUUCACUGGACUUUCACUUAUUCCUUUAACCUUUGACUGGACCUAUGUCUCCGCAUACCUCCUCGAUCCUCUUCUAUCACCCGUCCAUUCAAUCAUGAACACCUUUAUUGGACUAGUAGUCUUCGUGAUAAUUGCAUCCAUUGGAAUCUCUUACACAGGAGCAUUCUAUUCUGAUUAUCUCCCCAUCAACACAUCCACUACCUAUGACAACACACAACAGCAGUAUAAUGUCAGCAAGAUCCUUGGCGAUAAUUUCUCAUUCGAUGACGCAAAGUACAAGGCUUAUUCACCAAUGUUCCUCGCUCCUACAUUCAUCCUGAACUACGGUCUGUCUUUCGCCGCCUUGACGGCAGUCAUCGUUCACGUCAUCCUCUACCACCGAAAAGAGAUUUGGUAUCGUGGAAAAGCCGCUCUCAACCAAGAGUCAGAUAUCCAUUUAACGCUCAUGAAGAAGUAUAAAGAAGCCCCUGAGUGGUGGUAUGGAGCGCUAUUCUUGAUUUCCAUUGCGCUCGGACUAGGAGGUGUACUUGGAUAUGAUUCACAGUUGCCAUGGUGGGCGUUCUUCGUAUCUCUCAUCAUCGCCGUGAUCUUCAUUAUUCCAACUUGCAUGAUCAUGGGUGUCACCAAUAUUACGCUGUCUCUUAAUGUUCUCUCGCCAUUUUUGGCCGGUUUCAUGAUUCCCGGAAAGCCGAUCGGUGUCAUGGUGUUCAAGGUCUUCAGCACAAUUACACUGGGACAAGCUCAGGUCUACUGCCAAGAUAUGAAGCUGGCUCACUAUAUGAAAAUCCCACCCCGAGUUACUUUCAUGUGUCAAGUGAUCCCAACAUUAUGGGCUUGUUUUGUUCAAAUCGCGGUCAUGAAUUGGACUCUGGGAAAUAUUGAGGAUGUCUGUACAGAGGAUCAAUCCGCAAAUUUCUCGUGUCCUAAUGGACGAACCUUUUUCUCAUCGAGUAUUGUCUGGGGUGUAAUCGGCCCACAACGUAUCUUUGGACCCGGUUCAAUCUAUACACCGAUCUUAUAUUUCUGGUUGCUCGGAGCCCUGCUCCCAGUAGCAUUCUACCUCCUCAUGCGAUUUUUCCCCAAAUCCAAGGCUCGAUUCCUUAAUGCACCAGUUAUGCUGGGUGCCAUGUCCUGGCUUCCUCCGGCAACACCAAUCAGUUACACAUCCUGGGUCAUUUUUGGACUCAUUUUCAACUACUGGAUUCGACGCAGAUGGGGUGGCUGGUGGCGACAGUACAAUUAUGUUACUGCCGCGGCACUUGAUACCGGACUUAUUCUUUCGACGAUUGUCAUUUUCUUCGCUAUCACUUUCCCGGGUGUAGCGGUGCCCAAUUGGUGGGGAAACACCGCUCCGUUUGAGACCAUGGAUUCCCUAUAUACGGCAAUUCGGAAGACGGUUUCGGGUGGAGAUACUUUUGGACCAGCUACCUGGUAA